UCGACGGGUACACGGCUACGAUUCUUACAUAAGGAAAAGAACGCAACAUUUGUGUGUGUAUGUGUGUGUAGCGGGGAGGGGUGGUGGUGGAAUGGGAUGGAGGCUGCGGACGUCUACAGCUCCUUGACGACUCCGCAAGUGUCAUUCACUAGAUUACAUAUUUGCAUCUAAAAGCUGCCGAAGCUUCCGCUUUCCCCGAGAUUUGCAUAAUGGUGUACUCCGCUCUAAACGAAAAAUAAUCCGCAGAAAGCCGGAUUUUAGACUUUACCUGCCUUCAUUAAGGCAAUCCAAACAGGCUCUCUGGCAUGUUAGAGUGAUUGUAGUUGUGUUCAAGUCGCACCAAAAAUUUGUUUAUGUGCAUUUUUGGCUUCUGCCGGCCCGACGGCCAUUUUAAAAGGUGAUCAUUUAAAAUCGUGAAACUCUUCUGUCUUCUUCGAUCGUUAGGACAGGUGCCAUUUUCAGCGAAUUAUCUCGAUAGUUGCAAGUAGCAAGACGAAAAAAAUGUCGUCAACAAGAGACUAUACUCGCGCUGAAACCAGUGAUAAAACAACGAAUGUUCCUCUGCUCAGCGAAGAUUCUUGGGACGAUGGUCAACUAAGCGAUCCAGUAUUGGUGAUCACAGAUACUGUGGAGGAUGGUGAGCCCGAUGUUCGUUUCUCUGUCUCUUCUGCGAAAGGUGAAACAAGCCUAGGUUGCCCUUGUAAACUGCAGCUCACAAAGACCACCGUUCUUGUAGCAAUCAUAGCCGUUUUGAUCAUUAUUUGUAUCGUGUUGUCAGCGUUGCUCACACGGAGUGGUAAAUCGUUGUUUGGAGCUAAGCAGGAAGCAGUGUGUGUCACUGAGGGCUGUAUUGACGCCGCUCAUCAUAUGUUUCACUCCAUGAACCGAUCGGUCAAUCCAUGCGACAAUUUUUACGAGUUUGCGUGCGGUGGAUGGGCUCAGAAUAACCCCAUUCCUGAAAGCAAGGCGUUCUGGGGAAUAUACUCAGUUCUGCAGGAAAAUAACGAGAGAACUGUGCGGCAAUUAUUGACUGGCGCAGCCACUAACUCUGAAGCCAUAAAGAAAUCGAAGACUUUCUACGACGCAUGCAUGAAUUUGACAGCAAUCAACAAGAAGGGAGCAAAACCGCUUCUGGACAUUAUGAAGAAACUUGGAGGGUGGAAUGUCACCCAGGAUUGGAACUCGUUCAAUUUCGAUUUCAACAAAACGCUUCAAGGAGUACACAGGUAUUCGGUUCCUGUGUUCUUUAACACAGAUGUCGACGCAGAUGAUAAAAAUUCUGCCAAAAAUAUCCUUAAGGUUGAUCAGGCUGGACUUACACUCUCGAGGACUUAUUACCUCAAGAAUAUGUCUGACCCGAAACUGGUGGCUUACUUGAAGUAUAUGACGACUGUUGGUGUGUUGCUGGGAGGCAAGGAAAAUGAAACAAGACAUCAGAUGCGAGAAGUCCUGGAACUGGAAAUGAAACUGGCACAGAUUUUUGUGCCUCAUGAGAACAGGAGCCAAAUCGAUGAGAUAUACAACAAAACAAACAUCAUGAAACUUCAAAAGCUUUGUAAAGAGAUAAACUGGCUUGAUUUUUUCAAGAGCCAGUUUAAAGACAUGCCAAAAACGCAAAUUGGAGAGAAAGAAGAGGUGGUGGUGUAUGCUACACGUUAUCUUGCUGCCUUGUCGCCAGUCAUAGCCAAAGCUUCACAAGGGGUGUUAAAUAAUUACAUGAUGUGGCGAGUUGUGGCGAGCCUGGCCCCGUCAUUAUCGGAAGAAUUCCGUAACGCGCACGAGGAUCUUGUCAAAGUGCUCACCGGCUCCAAGCGAUCAGAAGACUUGUGGAAGCGCUGUAUGGGAGAGACUGACGACGCCAUAGGAAUGGCACUGGGAUCUCUAUUUAUUGAGAAGGCCUUUGAAGGAAGCAGUAAACAACAGGCAACCGAGAUGAUUGACGCAAUACGUACAUCGUUCAAGAAAGGUUUACCAGAUCUUGACUGGAUGGAUGACAAGACCCGCCGAGCAGCUGAAGACAAGGCGGAUGCCGUUGUGGAUAUGAUUGGGUUUCCAGACUACAUAAAAGAUCCACAAAAAUUAAAGGAAAAAUACGACGGGCUAAAUUUCAAGCCGAUGGAGUUCUUCCAGAACAAAAGGAAUUCUGAUGACUUUCAACAAAUGAAAACUCUGAAGCGUCUUCGAGAGCCAGUGGACAAAUAUAAGUGGUACAUGACGCCUUCGACUGUGAAUGCUUAUUACAGUCCAUCACGGAACCAGAUCGUUUUACCCGCAGGGAUUUUGCAAGCUCCGUAUUAUAACAAGAAGUUUCCAAAAGUCAUCAACUUUGGAGGGAUUGGCUCUGUUGUGGGACACGAGCUUUCUCAUGGCUUUGAUAAUUCUGGUCGCAUGUAUGAUAAACACGGGAAUUAUGGAGUAAUGUGGUGGACCAACAGAUCUGUGGAGCAGUACAAGUCGAGAAGUGAUUGUAUGGUUAAACAGUAUUCAAAGUUCUCCUACUUUAAUAAACAUGUGAAGGGAAAAGUUACCCUGGGUGAAAACAUAGCUGAUAAUGGAGGCUUGAAAGCUGCUUACAAUGCCUACAAAGAAUGGGAAAGUAAAAAUGGCGCUGAACCACCUCUGCCACUGCUGAAUAUGACACCUGACCAAACAUUCUUCUUAGCCUUUGCACAGAACUGGUGUGCAGACAUAAGAGAGGAGGUCGCGAAAGUAAGGCUUGAUGAUGACCCGCACUCACCAAACAAAUUUAGAGUUCUGGGUUCUCUCGCUAACUUACAAGCAUUUGCUGAAGCAUUCAAGUGUCCGCCUGGCAGUAAGAUGAACCCUCCGGACAAAUGUCACAUUUGGUAGAAGCUAGACUUAUGAAGAGUUUGACAUCAUCGAGGACGCCCGGAUCAAAAAUUACUUUGUUUAAAACUGCUUAUAGUACGAUAGUGCUUAGACUAGUCACUGUAGCUCGAUUAAGUCGAGGCUCACUUACGGUUGUUUUGAAAACAAAAUAAAAAUUAAAAGUAGUCA
This is a messenger RNA of Orbicella faveolata, 3018 nucleotides long. Its product is annotated as endothelin-converting enzyme homolog. Gene Ontology annotation, molecular function: metalloendopeptidase activity. Gene Ontology annotation, biological process: protein processing. Gene Ontology annotation, cellular component: plasma membrane. The record is from RefSeq and is a predicted model, not a curated record. Lineage: Eukaryota; Metazoa; Cnidaria; Anthozoa; Scleractinia; Merulinidae.